GGCUAGUCCCUGCAUUAUCGUCAUCAUCAAGUGACCGUUCAGCUCACAACCCCAGAUUCAAAAUACAACAUUGUUUCUUCUGGUUUGUUUCUUCCUCAUUUCUACAAGACACCAUUUUCAUUGGCAUGCAAAAUUCUUGUUCUUUGUAUGAAAAAAUGGGGUACUCAAAUGCACCCAGGGCGUACUACUCCACUCUGCACGAUUCAAUCACCUCUCUGUGCAAGACCAUUCUUCCGUUAGGCCUCAAGAAAAGGUGUUUGGUUUCCGCAGAGCACAGACUGUGGAAACUUCAAUCCGACAACCUCAAAUGGCAGCAAGACUCUCUCCAUCAGAUUCUCAACUUGUUGGCUCUACACAAAGAUGACAUCCUCUCUGAAGAUGAGGUUUCGGCUUUCAGGGCCCAUUUGCUUGAUACCCUUCUUGCUUCUCCCCCUCCAGAACAGGAUCAUGCCUCCAUCAUCAAAGACAAGCUUAUGUUCUUACAGGAACUUCUUCAUGCCAAAUGCAUUUCUGAAGGAGAGUAUCAAUCUUCAAGAAGGCCUUUGCUUGUGAGAUUGGCAGUUCAAGGAGGUGAGAUUGAAGGCAGGGAAGUGAUCAAUGCAGGGCUGGCAGACACCAAAGAAAAUCCUGAGGAAGAAUGGUCAGAUAUUGACUUGAAGGAUGAUCAGUGCUUGAUGAACAAAGAGAAUUCAAAUUCCAAGAAGACAUCAAAGCAGCCAAGGAAGCAGGUUAUGAAAGGAGCAACUUCGGUUUUAAGCUUUGGAUCUCCUUUCAAACCUGGGAAAAACUCAAUGGAGAAGAGCAUAUUCAAUUCACCUACUUUGCACAUGCACUCAGCGCAAUCAAAAGUCUCUUCUUCCUCUAUCUUUACCCAAAGUGAAUUGAGGCAUCCUAAGGAAAACAAACCCUUCAGGGAUGGAUCAGAGAAGAUGAAGAGGAAGCCAUUUAGAGCUCUAUUUCAUAGGGAUAAAAAUAAGAAAGAGGGGCAUGGUGGUGGUGGAGAUCAUCAUGGUCUUGAGGCAGAGAAAUCAGCAAAAAAACAAUGGGGGUUUGAUGGGUUGAGGAAAGGCAAGAAAAGUGACGCAGAUGAUGACACAGUUCCUUUGUCUCUAAAUGAGAGGUCUGAUAGUGAGGCCUACUUGCCUUCCUAUCAGCAUUUUUCAAGAGCACACGGUGAGGUGUCUCUGAUGAACAAGUUGCAGCCUGAUGAAUCACCAUCUGUUUUUUCCGUGGAUGACAAGGUUUCGGAGGAGUAUGUAAAGAAGAAGCUGUCAAGAAUGCCUACAGAAAUGAGGAGCACAAACACAAAUCUAUACUUCUCACCAAGGUGUGAUCGGCAGAGCGAAGAAGACAGGCACAAUGAUGCAGAAGUGAAACAUGAAAACUCGAUGGGGUGGACAACAUUUGAAGACGAGGAAAAUCUUCACCCUAACCUUUUUGUUAACCAUGGUUAGAGUAAGUGGAUCAUCUCUCCAGAACCAGCAAAAGUAUUACUGUUUGAAUUAUUUGUAUAAUAUAUGUGUUUAUAGUUAUAUCAUAAUGUGGUCUCUCCUAAACAAUAUUUAUAUUUUA
This is a messenger RNA of Vigna radiata var. radiata (mung bean), 1572 nucleotides long. RefSeq lists its product as uncharacterized. NCBI's taxonomy places the organism in Eukaryota, Viridiplantae, Streptophyta, Magnoliopsida, Fabales, Fabaceae. The transcript is spliced from 4 exons. The record is from RefSeq and is a predicted model, not a curated record. Bases 126 to 1454 code for a protein of 442 amino acids.